AAAGCCUUCCACCUCCUCUCAACCACACACACACACACACACACACACACACACACACACACACACACACACACACACACACACACACACACACACACACACACACACACACACACACACACACACACACACACACACACACACACACACACACACACACACACACACACACACACACUUCUAGAGCGCACUGUGAAAACUUUCCCCUGCAACUGCUGAAUAGGUUAGUGCCUGCGACAGGACAGCGCCGAGUGGGAAGAGACAGUGAAAGCGGAACGCAUAGCCGGUUACUAGCUGCCUGGGGUUCGGGAAUGGCGGAUAGUCGGAAUGGUCCAUUCCCUCCUUCCGAACCGCACAUGUGAACCGAACCCCGUCUCCUGCGGGUCGAUUUUGUUACGUAGUAGGAGGCAAAGGACAGUAAAGAGCGAGAAAAAGACGAUUGACGUAUCUAAGACAGCCAGUCGACACCACUCUCCUCUCAUCUCGAGAUGGUCUGCGCGCCAGGACAUCGAUGGUUCCUACUUACCGCUCUCUUGCACGCUGUUGCACCCCUGGACAUCCGCGAGAGACCAAGGCAAUGUGACCCACCGAAGUCGCAAAGUGACAUGAACUCAUUCCUCUGGACAGUGAAGCACCCAGCUCCCUACCCUCCAUCCUAUCUUUUCGGGACCAUCCAUGUUCCCUACACCCGUGUAUGGGACUUUAUCCCAGAUGUCUCCAAACGGGCCUUCCAGACCAGUGCCAACGUAUUCUUCGAGUUGGACCUGACCGACCCCCUGACUAUCUCCAAGCUGACCAGCUGCCAGCUGCUGCCCCACGGGGAGAACCUGCAGACCCUGCUGCCCCGGGACCUAUAUCGCCGCCUCAAACGCCACCUGGACUACGUUAAGCACAUGAUGCCCUACUGGAUGACGGCGGACCAGCGGGGCCGGGGGCUGUACGCUGACUACCUCUUCAAUGCCAUCGCAGGGAAUUGGGAGAGGAAGAGGCCUGUGUGGGUGAUGCUGAUGGUCAACUCUCUGACGGAGUCAGACGUGAGGUCACGGGGAACACCGGUACUGGACCUGUUCCUGGCCCAGGAGGCCGACCGCAUGGGGAAGAGGACAGGAGCGGUGGAGCGGGUGGAGGAGCAGUGUCACCCCCUCAACGGACUCAACUUCUCCCAGGUGCUGUUUGCCCUGAACCAGACCCUGCUGCAGCAUGAGAGUGUAAGAGCGGGCAGUCUGCAGGGCUCCUACACCACCGAGGACCUCAUCACACACUACAACUGUGGAGACCUCAGCUCCAUCAUCUUCAACCAUGACACCUCUCAGCUCCCUCACUUCAUCAACAGUUCCCUGCCAGCCCAUGAGAAGACCACGGCACUUCAGAUUGACAACUACUUCCGCCAGGAGCUCAUCUACAAACGCAAUGAGCGAAUGGCACACCGCAUCUCCGCCCUCAUCCAGCGAAACCCCUCCCAGACCUUCUUCUUUGCUUUUGGUGCAGGUCACUUCCUGGGGAACCACAGUGUGUUGGACAUCCUGAGACAGGAGGGCUACAAGGUGGUGCACGCACCAUCACACUACCAGGAACCAAUCACAGAUUCCCACAGAGAACCAACAGAAAGCCCCAGCGAUGGGGGCUCCGAUGCGGGUACAGUCUCUCCGUCUGACUGGGUGACCAGUCCCUCAGACCUGGAUGAUGGGCUGGAGGGGCUGGAGGAUGAGGAGCUGCCCCACAUGCUGUUGCCAGACAGCCUGAGCCAGCUGGAGGAGUUUGGGAGACACAAGCGCCCCCGGAAGGCCCACCGUGGUCACAGCCGCCCCCGCCUCUUCAGUGACCUGUGGGUCCGCAUUGGUGACAGCACCACACCUCCUCAGCCUAAUGUGAGGAUAACCAAUGGCUACGUGACAGUGGAGCCCGCCCUCACCCACCAAGAGCAGCGCAGGAGGGCAGACCUCUACCCCUCCAUGGAGGCCCCCAGCAAGGCUUCCCCCUCUGCCCUGCCCACCCCCAGCUCAGCCCAGCCCAACACUGGCACCACCGACUCUCUCACCUACCUGCUAACAUUGCUUAUCACUUACCUGCUGUUCACCUCCUGACCACACAGUGGAGCUCUCUCCACACACACUGUCUCCAUACCUGAGUGAGCAUUGUUAUGUGCCAUAAUCCUAGAACAUACAAAGAUCUACAUAUAAAGAUUCUGCAAACGGGAACUGGAGGUGGAUAUUAACUGCUAUGGGCAUGGAACAUACAUUACACAGAUCAUUAGAACAUUUUCACAUUCACAGGACAUGGAUAUGAGGGUUGGGGACACCAGACCAGACCCGACCCGACCCGACCCGACCGACAGACAGACAGACAGGGACCUCUGAGACAGACCGGUCCGUCUUCAGGCUUCUGUGAAGGGAGAUGCAACAGUCUGUGAAAAGUUAUUUAAACUCACACUGUGUGGAAUAAGCUUUUACACAUGAUAAAAUGAAUGAACGGUCUAUCAGACAUCUAAUGAAAGAUACUAUAUGGCAUCUAUAUUAUGAAGUUGUCAGUUGUAGAGGCUGAGUCUUUAAACCUCAAGAAAAAAAUAUGAUAGAAUAAUGAGUAUAGCACAAGGUCUGGAACUCUCAGAGGAGUCUAGAGAGGUGUCAAACCACCUUAAAUUAAAUAUUAUUAUGAAUAAUAUUGAUAUUAAUGAUAUUAACAGCUAUAACUGUAAUAAGGUCUAAUAUCUAAUAGACAUAGGACGAGGCACACAGUGGAAGUUUUUGUAAAUUGUGCAUUUUGUUUAUAAAAAAAAAUGUGUAUAUUUAUUAUUUCUCUAAGAGUAUAUUUUAUUGCAUUUGAUCAUUACUGAAAAAUAAACUUUUGGAAAUUCCCUUA
Molecule: messenger RNA, 2859 nt
Organism: Oncorhynchus keta (chum salmon)
Lineage: Eukaryota; Metazoa; Chordata; Actinopteri; Salmoniformes; Salmonidae
Product: metalloprotease TIKI2-like
Exons: 7
Coding region: 489-2084 (531 amino acids)
Biological process (GO): negative regulation of Wnt signaling pathway
Cellular component (GO): organelle membrane
Molecular function (GO): metalloendopeptidase activity; Wnt-protein binding
Source: RefSeq, a predicted model, not a curated record